Messenger RNA from Impatiens glandulifera, 1144 nucleotides. RefSeq lists its product as uncharacterized. The record is from RefSeq and is a predicted model, not a curated record. NCBI's taxonomy places the organism in Eukaryota, Viridiplantae, Streptophyta, Magnoliopsida, Ericales, Balsaminaceae. The transcript is spliced from 4 exons. Gene Ontology annotation, molecular function: protein binding. Bases 242 to 1033 code for a protein of 263 amino acids.
AUACAAGGAUUAUAAAACAUGGGUCUAAGGUUUAAAGACUUUCCCACUGAUAUCUUACAAGGUGUUUCUUUUUUCGCUUUUUAUACUUUUUUUUUUUAGGAUUGUUUGAAAUUUCUUUUACAUAAAUAGGAAGAGAUGUCCCACCCGCUCAUUACACUAUCAAAUUGGAGUCAUUCUCGAGAUUGGCUAAAUCCUCGAUACUCAAAUACACCUCCGAUAAAUUUGAAGUCGGUAACUACAAAUGUUAUGCAGGGAAUUGCAGAUCCAUCCCAAUGGGAACAAUGAGAAAGGAGGGAAAGAUCAUAUUUCGAUAUAUUUAAACUUGGUUGAAACUUCAUCCCUUGGUCCCGGUUGGGAAGUGAACGUCUACUUCAAUUUUCUUGUGUAUGAUCAAUUAAGAGAUAAAUAUUUUAGUAUCCCGGAUUCAAAAGUGAUGCGGUUUCACGCGUUAAAAAGCCAAUGGGGAAUUGCUAAAUUCAUUGAUCACGAUACUUUUAACGAUUCUUCAAAUGGAUACCUAGUGAAAGACACUUGCGUGUUUGGUGCAGAGGUUUUUAUAAUCCAACAAUCGCGAAAGUUGGAUGUUUUGUCUUUAUUGCCCGAAGAAAGUAGAUAUAAUCUUGUCACCCAUGUUUGGAAGGUUAAAUCAUUUUCUAAUCUUCAGCUCGAACGCUACGAGUCUGAUGCAUUCAACUGCGGCGACUAUAAAUGGAGAAUCAGAAUCUAUCCUAAUGGAAAUGGGGAGGGCAAAGGGAAUAGCAUUUCGACUUUUUUAUGUUUGGAUGAAACAACUCUUCCGCUUGAUACUAAAGUUUGUGCCAAUGUCAAAUUUUGCAUAAAAAAUGAGGACAAAUCGGCCAACUUUGAUUACGAAGUGAUCGGUACUCACUUUCGCCAAUCAUUAUCAAGUUGGGGAUCUCAAAAAUUAAUGUCAUUGGCUAAACUACGAGAUCCAACAACAGGGUUCUUGGUGGAUGAUAAUAUCGUUAUUAAAGUAUUUGUUACCAUUAUUGGGAUUGUUACUGCACAAUGAUCUUACCUAAUAAAUAUUUCAUAACUUCAAUUAUUUAUAAAGCCUCUUUAUGUAUUUUUAUUUCUCACUUUUAAUUAGUCACAAAUAAAUCUCAUAUUAAAGUAGUUAUAA